AUGGUUUGCAGCAAAACUGUUUCAGAAGCAAGGGCUGAAAAAUUAAUGGCCAUUCUGGGUGUCCCACGGGAAUGGAAGCAAGUACAUAUGGCAGAUUUUGUCAAAAUGACCUUGGGUUUUAUAGAAGAACUGGAGGUAGCUGAUUCAAAGACAAGAGUGGAAACUUAUGAAUCCUUCUUUCAGAACAGUGGUGACAAUGCUCCCAUGGCCUGA
Ilex paraguariensis (yerba mate) is the source of this 213-nucleotide messenger RNA. Lineage: Eukaryota; Viridiplantae; Streptophyta; Magnoliopsida; Aquifoliales; Aquifoliaceae. The record is from the annotation of a GenBank genome assembly.